CCUGCAGCUGGUAUGGUGGGGAGGACAUAGGUGGGGGAAUCUUAGGUAGUUGUCCUGUCCACAAGCACAUCUCUUGCUUAUUGUAAAGAUCAUGUUUAAACUCUUAAUCUUGCUGGUUGUGACACAACUUGGUUUUGGACAACAAAUAGCCAAACAAAAAUGUGAAGAAUACAAAGCCCUGGCCAGAGCUCACCAAGAUUCUUUGCAAUGCAAGGUCUUCAGUGAUGACAAGACUGGAGUCAUGAUACAGGCUCAUGAAUUUCCUGCAACGGGGAUGUUGGGGUUUGUGGCCCCCUCUGGUGAGGUGGUGUAUCUGUGCGAUGCCACACUCAUCAGUGACGACACUCUGCUUGCAGCUGGCCACUGUCUGAAGCAGAAGAACUUUGGCAGACCAAAAUGGGCUCGUUUGGGAGCGACACAUGAAACUCUUGGCGUUGAGGUACAAGUGAAAUCAGCUGAAUGCCACGCCCAAUAUUACCCAGGCCAUGAUAUAGCUAUUAUAAAGCUCCAAGAAAAGCUCAAUUCGUCCUUUAUCCCAGCUUGCUUGGACACAGAAGGGGUUCUGGAAGGAACACGCGGAGUUGGUGUGGGACGACCCAUUGGUAGCGCUUAUAUUUCCUUACGAGAGAAAUGUCCGAUCAAGUCUCAUCUGGAAGUAAAACCAGGCAACGAGUGUGUGGAAACAUUUCCCCACCAGAACAUCAGCACAGUGGCCACCCUCUGCACUAAAGAUCCUGCUAGUGGCCCAGGAGAUUGCCUGAGUGGACCUCUGUACGUUUCAAGAGGACCUUGUGGUGCACACUAUCGCUGGCUUGGCAUCGUUUGGCAGACCUUGUUACAAUGA
Molecule: messenger RNA, 844 nt
Organism: Homalodisca vitripennis (glassy-winged sharpshooter)
Lineage: Eukaryota; Metazoa; Arthropoda; Insecta; Hemiptera; Cicadellidae
Exons: 6
Coding region: 92-844 (250 amino acids)
Biological process (GO): proteolysis
Molecular function (GO): serine-type endopeptidase activity
Source: RefSeq, a predicted model, not a curated record